AUGCUGGCUAGUCCCAGCACAAAGCACAAGAAGCAAGCACCAGGGCACAGAAAUCACAUCCGCCUAGACGCGACCCGCACCGCAGCAGGAGGGCAGGAAAAGAGGAGGUGGAGGGUCGCCACCGGCCCUGAGUGGCCGUGCUGCUAUUUCGAGCUUGCGGCGCGCUGGCCAAUCCCCGGCGCUCCCCUGUGGCCUCGUGGCCAAUCAGCGCUGUGCCCGACGGCUGGCGUCUAUAUCCGCCGAAUCUCCUCGGGCACGAAGAGAGGCAAGUUUGAUGGACGCUGCACCGGAGAUGCACGGCCAACGCCGCUGUCACACGGCCUGUGCCAAUCGCGCGUCGUGCUGGAGAAGCUGCUUGUCUCAGUGCCCAUCCGAGAGCCAACCAGAUCAACGACGCCCGGCUAUCAGAUGGAGGCACAUGUCACAAAACGUGGCCGUAGGAUGAAGCACAAGCAGCUCCACGGUUCAUCUUCUGGGGUCCUGAUGGGGCAACUGCGGAGAAAGAUGCGGGCCGAUGUGCCAAUGGCAGCUGUCUGUCAAUGGCACAAGACAAGGGUGAGGUUGGCCGAUCUGCCUUAG
Molecule: messenger RNA, 579 nt
Organism: Trichoderma citrinoviride
Lineage: Eukaryota; Fungi; Ascomycota; Sordariomycetes; Hypocreales; Hypocreaceae
Exons: 4
Coding region: 1-579 (192 amino acids)
Source: RefSeq, a predicted model, not a curated record